This is a messenger RNA of Notodromas monacha, 2531 nucleotides long. The record is from the annotation of a GenBank genome assembly. Lineage: Eukaryota; Metazoa; Arthropoda; Ostracoda; Podocopida; Cyprididae.
AUGGAGGCUCUCCCGGUUCUCGGCGACGAUUCCUGGUAUCCUCGUCGUGUCGGGUUUCCCAUGAAGCAGCACGUGGGUGGCGAUGACAGCGUGCGGAAACUGAAGGCGGAGGAGCAGAAACGGCGCCCAGCGGCCACCGGGGCGGCAGUAAUGGCCGCCGGUAAAGGCAACCACCCUUCGGUGAACGGGCAGAACCACACGGAAGAGAUGGAGGUGGAUGUGGAAGACAAAUCCAGAGGCAGCGCGACGCCCGUGUCGUGCAAUGGUGACGUGGACGACGGUGACGCUGCUUCUUCCCGGGGUACGAGCCCGCCAGCGACGAGAAUCGAGCAAACGGACGUUUCCAGCGUGGCGACCCCGACUACCGGAAGCGACGAGAACGGCGAGAGCGAGCCCGUGGACAGCGCCGACAGCGGCAGCAAAGGUUCGAAGGUGAGCGAUGCGAAGGAAACCCUUGUUGCACACACCCGUGCCGGCGUGGAGGUGAGGGAGAAGUCUCCGUGUUCUCCACGCGUGAACGGGAACGUGAUCGAGCCGGAAGUGUCCAUCGAGAUUGUCUCCGUUGCUAGCGGUGGCGCCGUGUCGGCAAAACAAUCCCCCGCUGCUGUCGACACUCCUAUCGACAAUGCUGCCGCCGCAGCCGACGAUGACGACGAUGAGCCGCCUGCACUGGUGGUGGACGAAGGCGACGCCGCAGAGCCGCAAAAGCCGACGAAUACUGCGUCGUCGGAUGAUCGGAAGCUAGUGACGUCACCUACGCCCGAUGUCAAGAUAGUUCAGAUUCGAGGAGCGACUGAUGGUUUGACAGGCACGAAGCGAUCGAUUUCCCCGACCGUGUCAGUGACGAAGAAAAUCAAGGUCUCGGAAAAUUCUGAUGCCAGCAGCAAUGGUCCGCCGGAACGCCUGCCCAACAUUAAAGAUAUGGAUCAGCUGGAGAAAAUGCUGCUAUCUGUGCGCAGGGAUAUUCGUUCGCUCGAUACUCAGGUCAAGGAGAAGGAGCGCGAGUGGAAUCACCUCAUCGUGCAAAAGAAGAAGAUGGAAGAGUAUUACGUUCGUCUCAAACGGAAACGGGAAGUGGAGACACUGGAACUGACCGGAAGUUUGUCCACGACCCCCACGGUUGCCCCAGUCGUCACAUCUAUCUCUAAAGUGGAGAAAUCAGACAACACUGUCAGCAUCGUCGCCGGCAUGUCUGGAGGAAAGGUGAAAACGCAGGAAACAUCCAUGGUCACUCCUCGUGCCAUGACCAUCACACCGGAUAUGCUGUACGGUGGGGCAAAGGGAAAACCCGGCUCAAUGGCGGCUGUGGCGCAAUCAGCUGCCGCGGCGGCAGCCAAAAGUCACUCGGGGCGACGAUGGCGUCCGACGACGACGCAGCAACAGCAGCAGCAGCAGCAAACGACAACAUCUCCGGUUGUCGUCACAUCCGGCAAGAGUACUGCGUCGCAGCAGGAGAUCAUGAAGAUGUAUUCUGAGAUCGUGCGACAACAGCACAAUUCGUACCAGCAAGCGGAGAAACUGCAGCAAGCGUUGACUGGACGAUUAGCCGCUUUGACGCCGCAGCCUUCACAGUUGCAGCAGGCUUUAGGGCUGGGGUCUGCAGAGCAGGCGGCGGCCGCUGCGGUUGCUGCGGCGACAGCUGCCGCCGCUGCGGCGUCUAGAAGGGGUGUUUCUGUCAGGCCCGGUCAAGAUACGCCCACGACGGCGGCUUUGACCUCGUUGCUUGAGGCCUCCCGUCAGUCGUCGGAGAGGUCAAGCUCUAAAUCAGGAAAAUCGAACAUCAGCGGUGGCACCGUCUCAAUAAGCGCGACGAACAACGAGAAAAACAAGAGCAAGGACACGGGCAAGAAUGCAGACGUGCCUCCGACGUGCCAUGGUUGCAAGCAGCGAAUAGCGCAGUUCGUUUGUGCCGGGUGCAACUCUCAGUGGUAUUGUUCUCGAGAAUGCCAGAUCAGGGAUUGGGACGAGCAUGCCGAGCAUUGUACUGCUUGAGCCUCAAAGCAAAACGUCGGCGUGGAUCUUUUCUUUUGUGCGUCACGUUCACUCAAAAGUUUUUUUUUUUUUUUGCGGGCCGUUGUGUCAUUGUUCUCCCGUUUUCAACGUUUGAAAGCUGGCGCCGCAAAAAUAUUUGCACCUUCUUUUUCAGCAGCUUUCUUCUUGUACGUUUACCUUCCGUUUCCAUCUUUGGUUUAAAGUUUGAGCUUAUUGCCUCUUUCGGAAAAGGAGAAAAAACCCGUGAUUUCGAGAUUUUCAUCAUGCAAGCGUUUUGAUUUUGAUUGAUACGCUCCAUCGUAAAGAUGAAGUUGCCAAAGUUGUUCUUAUUUUUACCCUCAUUGGCUCCGGAAUUAUCGGAAUUCUUGACUUCCGACCGUGUGGAUUGAAUGCUUUUUUGUCAUAUGAGGGUAAUUAUUUCGCCAGGUUCAUCUUCGCUUAGGAGUCAAGGCAGAGGCGUUGCGUGACUAUUUGUGCUGCUGUGGAAACAAGCGCGAGGAAGUAUCGAAGGGAGAAUAAAAGAUUUUUGUGCUUUCUUA